Cottoperca gobio is the source of this 1205-nucleotide messenger RNA. RefSeq names its product trypsin. Lineage: Eukaryota; Metazoa; Chordata; Actinopteri; Perciformes; Bovichtidae. Gene Ontology annotation, molecular function: serine-type endopeptidase activity. The record is from RefSeq and is a predicted model, not a curated record. Gene Ontology annotation, biological process: proteolysis. The coding region runs from base 239 to 1039 and encodes 266 amino acids. The transcript has 6 exons.
ACAGUAUAGAUGAAGCUGCUCGGCACAGAACCCUGUGUUGCCAUGCCAACAGUGUAAGGCCUUUCGACAAGUCGGGAGGGUCAGGAGAAAGAGUUGUGAUAGUCCUGGGAUGGCAGGGGGGGGGUGCUGAAGAAAGGAGUGGACGCCCAGCAGACAGGAGCAGAGGACACUGGUUGUCUGCAGUGGUUCAGCUGCUGGCAUGGUGUAGGUAGGACAACGGCCUGAAACCUCCACAGCUAUGAUGCGCCUGCUCGUGACUUUAUGUUGUGUGCUACUGGACCUCAUGACAGUCCAAAGCCGUGUGCUCAUGCAGGGCCGUAUAGUAGGUGGUCAUACUGCUGCACCCAACUCCAUCAAAUACAUUGUGUCUCUGCAGAGCACCCGCGGCCAACACUUCUGCGGUGGAUCACUGGUUCACAGGUACUGGGUGCUGACAGCAGCGCACUGUAACAUCGGGGCAGAGCACAUGAUGAUAGUGGCGGGCGACUACAUCGUAAAUACCUUCGAGGGUACUGAGCAGUACGCUAAACCCCGUAGGCUGGUCAUCCAUCCCCUCUACAACAGGAGCACCAACAAUGCUGACAUCAUGCUCAUAAAGUUGCGUGCCCCCAUGGUGCUGAACAAAUACGUGUCGCUGGCGCCUCUCCCCAGACAGGGGACAGGACUGGUUGAAGGGCUGGUGUGUCGGGUGUCCGGGUGGGGCUACAACAAUCUGGGUGUAGGCCAGUCCCCCUUUACCCUAAGGACGGUCGCCGUGCCCAUUGUUUCAACUGCAAGGUGUAACAGCAGCGAGUCCUUUUACGGAAACAUCUCGACAAACAUGAUCUGUGCUGGCUAUAGGACCGGAGGAAAAGAUGCAUGCAAGGGAGAUUCUGGCGGGCCGCUAGUGUGUCGGGGGUGUGUCUACGGUGUGGUCUCCUGGGGCAAUGGAUGCGGUGAUCCUAAGUUUCCGGGAGUCUACACGGCCGUGUCCAAAUUCCGGCGGUGGAUAGAUCAAACCAUCUACGGGUCACACCUACGCUGUACAAAAUACUGGUGAAGAUAAUGAAGCAACUGAGAUCAUAAAAGUAGUCAUAUAUACCUGAAAAUCAUCAUCAAAUGUUUGUGACCAACGCGAGAUCUGUGGAAAAUGUGCAGUGCUUCCUCUAAACCAGGGGUCGGGAACCUAUGGCUCUUUCGAUGACGUGAUAUGGCUCGCAGACAAU